AUGGCUGCAAAAGGUGCAGCAAUUUCUCUCACCAAACUAUUUAGACCAGUACGUCGAUCUCUGGUACAGGACCAACGUCGGCUUUUAUCAAGUAGCGUGGUCCAGAAGCAAAAUCAAACACUGCUUCAAGACAAUGAGAAUGGCUUUGGGUUUAUUAGACACAAUCCGCGGACACCUAAGCCUCGAAACAAAGGGGUGACUGAAAUUCGGGGACCAUACUAUUCAGCAUAUGGGAAGCGCCAUCUAGAAGACGUGCUGGAAACAAUGGGAUAUCAUGUUGAUGGCCUCAAGUUUGCGGGAGGAAGCUUCUCAGUGAUGCCCGAGGCGGCUGUGCGAGAACUUGUCGAUGUAGCACAUCGGCAUGAUGUUUAUGUCAGUACUGGAGGCUGGAUGGAACACAUCUUGACCCAACCUGACUCGCAUGCCAUUGUGGAGAGGUACUUGCAGAAAUGUAAGGACAUUGGAUUCGAUGUUAUUGAGCUCUCAUCAGGAUUCUUGUCGUUUCCACCUGAGGACUGGCUCCGCUUGGUGGACAAAGUGCACAGCAUGGGCAUGAAGGCCAAACCAGAAUUAGGCAUCCAAUUCGGUGCAGGAGGUGACACCGCUGCCGAAGAUCUGGAAGCAACGGGAACGUCGGAUCCAAGCAAAGUGAUCAAUCUAGGCAAAAAAUUCAUCGAGGCAGGAGUGGAGAGACUGAUGAUCGAGAGCGAAGGGAUCACAGAGAACGUGAAAAGUUGGCGAACGGAUGUGAUACAAGCCAUUCUUCGCGAUCUACCUCAGGAGAAGGUUAUGUUCGAAGCCGCCGACCCGGCGGUAUUCAAUUGGUAUGUUCGAGAAUUUGGAAUUGAUGUCAACCUGUUUGUGGAUCAUUCCCAAAUUGUGCAAUUGACCUGUCUUCGAAGUGGAAUCUGGGGGAUGGCCGACACAUUUGGCAAGAUUGUGAGCUAUCGCGACUGA
Exophiala aquamarina CBS 119918 is the source of this 957-nucleotide messenger RNA. Its product is annotated as cysteine sulfinate desulfinase. Bases 1 to 957 code for a protein of 318 amino acids. The transcript has a single exon. The record is from RefSeq and is a predicted model, not a curated record. NCBI's taxonomy places the organism in Eukaryota, Fungi, Ascomycota, Eurotiomycetes, Chaetothyriales, Herpotrichiellaceae.